UUUGAUAAUACUCAAAACAUAUUAUAUAUAUAUAUAUAUAUAUAUAUAUAUAUAUGUAUAGAGAGAGAAACAAUUUGAAAGAAAAAUAAUUAUAUUUGUUGAAAAAUAUAACAACUGAAAAAAUGUUUGUUAAUCGAUUAACGCAAGGUUUUCGUUAUUUUGAAAUUUCAUCAACUCUCUACUUUUUAUUUAUUCUCAUUCUAAUAAAUAAAAGUAAUGCACAAGAUAAUGAAUGCGAUUUUGGAAUAUCGUUAACGACUAUUUUAUCAACAGAAUCUAUAAGAAAUACUAAUUAUCCAAAUAAAAAUUCUGGAGCUGAACAUUGCACAUGGCACGUCGCGACUGAUGCUAACGCUCGUGUUAAUAUGACAUGUAAUGAGUUUGAUGUACCUUCUUCGCUUCUUUGUGCCACUCAAUCUUUAGAUGUUUACACAAAUCCCGGUGCACCUAUUGCAAAUCUUAUACCUCAAAUAUAUUGUGGAACUGGAUCAUUUAGCCUGAUGUCAGUAAAUAGUUCACUAGACAUUAUUUAUAGAAGUACGCUUUUGGGUAAACCAGCAAGAUUUUAUUGUACAGUAUCGGUAUUUGUACCAAAUCAGUAACAUUAAGUGGGAUGAAGAAAAAAAUUUUAAAUAUUAAAUAAAAAUAUUUUUUUUUUUUUAUUUCAUUUUUACUUAUUACUAUUACUAUACUCUCUAAAUUUGAAUUAGUAUAGUUUUCAACUAAUGAAAGAAUGCCUAUUUGUUUAGCAAUUGAAUUAGUAACAGUUAUGACUAAUUCUUAAUAAAAAAAAAAAAAAAAAUCAGGAAAAAAAAAAGUUGCGCCUACAUCUAGGGUUUCGUGGCUUUUUAAAUUCAGAUCAAAAGUUAUUUGAAUAAAUAACUGAAAAAUAAUUGAAAAAUAACUUUUGCCAUAGUAAGUAACUGUUGACAUAGUAACUAUUGCCAUAAAAAGUAACUAUUACCAUAGUAACUUUUGCCAUAGUAACUGUUGCCAUCGUAACUAUUACCAUAGUAACUUUUGCCAUAGUAACUAUUGCCAUAGUAAGUAACUGUUACCAUAGUAACUAUUGCCAUAGUAAGUAACUGUUACCAUAGUAAGUAACUGUUACCAUAGUAACUAUUGCCAUAGUAACUUUUGCCAUAGUAACUUUUGUCACAGUAACUAUUGCCAUAGUAACUAUUGCUAUAGUAACUAUUGCCAUAGUAACUUUUGCUAUAGUAAGUAACUAUUGCCAUAGUAACUUUUGCCAUAGUAAGUAACUGUUACCAUAGUAACUAUUGCCAUAGUAAGUAACUGUUACCAUAGUAACUGUUACCAUAGUAACUAUUGCCAUAGUAACUAUUGCCAUAGUAACUUUUGCCAUAGGAAGUAACUGUUACCAUAGUAACUAUUGCCAUAGUAACUUUUGUCACAGUAACUAUUGCCAUAGUAAGUAACUGUUACCAUAGUAAUUAUAUUGCCAUAGUAACUUUUGCCACAGUAAGUAACUUUUGACAUAGUAACUGUUGCCAUCGUAACAAUUACCAUGUAACUUUUGACAUAGUAAGUAAGUUUUGCCAUAGUAACUGUUGCCAUCGUAACUAUUGCCAUGGCAACUUUUGCCAUUGUAAGUAACUGUUGCCAUCGUAACUUUUGCCAUAGUAAGUAACUGUUGCCAUAGUAACUUUUGCUAUAGAAACCAACUGUUACUAAAGUAACUGUCGCCUUAGAAACCAAUUGUUACCAUAGUAACUGUUGCCAUGGAAACUGUUGCCAUGGAAACGGUUACCAUGUACGACGGACGAACGGAUGGACGCCAAUUCGAAACUAUAAAGGCUUUCGGCCCUGGGCCACGAAACCCUACAAAACCACUAAUUGCUAGUAGAAAACUACUAAUUCAUGGAGUCAAUUGACUUAUUAAUUUGAAAUAGUAAAAAAUACUAUUUACCCCAUAAAUUAUUAGUUUUCUACUACCAAUUAGUAGUUUUUUACGAAAAAUUUGUCAAAACUGUUACUAAUUCUAUUGGUAAACGUAGUAGAAAACUACUAAUUUAGAUUUAGAGAGUAUAUUAUUAUUGUUUUCUUAUGUAUAUUAUUAAUCAAAUAAAUGUAAAACUUGAUUAUAAAAUAAUCAUUAUUAAAUAUGUAAACCAUUGAAUUUAAAAUAAAAUGAUAUAAUUUAAAUUAA
This is a messenger RNA of Leptopilina boulardi, 2170 nucleotides long. RefSeq names its product zinc metalloproteinase nas-39-like. The record is from RefSeq and is a predicted model, not a curated record. The coding region runs from base 123 to 602 and encodes 159 amino acids. NCBI's taxonomy places the organism in Eukaryota, Metazoa, Arthropoda, Insecta, Hymenoptera, Figitidae. The transcript has 4 exons.